CCGGAUACGUUUUUCCGCGGCCAGACCUGGGCUUGGCAAAGUUUGUCUGCCGAUUCCAAAUCGACACUGAGCAAGGAAUCAGCCGAUUCCGAGGUCCAAACGUCGAUCUCUCUUGCAAAGGCCCGUUUUUGUUUUUCGGUAAGAUCUGCAAAGGCCAGUUGAUCGAUCGGUUGUCCUCUCAUUCUUUCUCACUCUCGGUCUCUCCGAUCCGAACAGAGGGAGGCUCUGGAAGCUUCAUUACAGUCUGAACUUCAUGGCGGGACCAGGGAGCUCCAUGCUGUACUCUUUUCUUCUAUCUGCUGUUAUUCUUUCACUUCAGGAAAUGUAUAGGGCGAAGUUGGCAUCAACAGAGUUAUUCACCAUUCUUGGAGGCUUCAUUGGCUCUCUUUUUUUUCUUGUAUUGCUUACCUUCAUCGGAAACUUCCAGGAGACAUGUGGCAUGAGAACUGGUUGGGGUGCUGUUCUAUUGGCAGAAGUAAUUGCUCUAAUUGCUGCUAGCACUGUGCAUCGAGUUUGUAUCACAACAUGCUUCUUGUUCUCUGUGGGAUUGCUUUAUGAGGUUAACAAGAUUUCCGGGGCGAUGCUUUCCGCAAAUGAGGGCAAAACGAAGAGGCAUUAAACAGAGAGCUUUGGGUUAAACCACAAUGGUUCAUCUAUUUCCAUUUUUGGUAGACAUCUUUAUAUGAACCUUGUCUUCUUUAUCCAAUGAUGUAACUUUCUUCUCUUUCGAUAUAUUAGAUUAAGUCUUCCAAAAGGGGAGAAGGUAUGCUAGUUUAAUUUUAUAUAGUUUUCAAAGAGUAAUAUGAGUCAUUGUUGCUUGAGUUAGGCUAA
Messenger RNA from Macadamia integrifolia, 831 nucleotides. RefSeq names its product keratinocyte-associated protein 2. The record is from RefSeq and is a predicted model, not a curated record. The coding region runs from base 254 to 619 and encodes 121 amino acids. The transcript has 5 exons. Lineage: Eukaryota; Viridiplantae; Streptophyta; Magnoliopsida; Proteales; Proteaceae.